Molecule: messenger RNA, 1511 nt
Organism: Dermacentor andersoni
Lineage: Eukaryota; Metazoa; Arthropoda; Arachnida; Ixodida; Ixodidae
Source: RefSeq, a predicted model, not a curated record
AUGCUCAUCAUGGGCAAGCAGCAGGUCAAUAUCCAGCUCCUGGUCAACAACACCCCGGUACCAAGGGUGGACAAGAUCAGGAUACUGGCCACGGGCCAGGGUUUCAGUUGUGAGAAGCAUCGUUCAUCACCUCCCCGAGUUGUCAUGGUGGCCAUCGCCCGACUUCUGCCUCGCUUCGUGGUGACCAGCUUAGGCCUCGCGCUUAACUUCACUUCAAGGCUCAUCCCGGAUGGCGGCAGAGAUGGCAGAGGUUGUCCCGGAAUUCGGCGGCGUGUUCCGCCGUCACAUUCUUUUUUCCAGGAGUCCCUCAUCGGCGAUAACGGUUACCCCUUGGAGACCCACGAGGUAGCCACCGGGGACGGCUACAUUCUGCAGAUGCACCGAAUACCCCACGGAAGGAUGGGUUCCUGCGCUCACGUCAGCGCCUCCAAGGACACCUGGUGUGGAGGACGCGGUCCGGUCUUCGUCAUGACAGGCCUUCUCGCCGAUUCGACCUCCCUGGUGCUCGACUUCCCGGGCCAGUCACUCGGGUUUGUUCUCGCUGACAACGGCUACGACGUCUGGCUGGGAAACACACGUGGCAACACCUUCGGCAGGAGGCACCGGACUUUGGACGUUAGAUCGAGGCCAUUCUGGAAUUUCACGUUUCACGAGCAUGCGCUCUACGACCUGCCCGCUCAGAUCGACUACGUGCUGAACGAAACGGGCCAGAGACAACUCCUGUACGUCGGCAUUUCCCAAGGAACGCUUAUCUUCUUCGCCAUGAUGUCGGAGAGGCCCGAAUACAACAACAAGGUGAAGGCUUUCGCCGGACUGGCGCCCUUCAACAAGCUGGCCUACAUCAAAGUGCCACCACUUGCCAUCUUUGGCCCGUACGCGGAGUCCGCUCUGCGCCUGGCUCAAGCGGCGGGCGGCUACGAUGUGCUCCCCAAGGACUUCCAACUCAUGAGCCUCGUGAGGAUAUUGUGCGGGAGUGUGGCCAAGCCCGUCUGCACUUUCCUCGGCGACAGGUUCACCAACAUCGGGAGCAGAUACAUCAACCUGACGCGGAUUCCUGUUUACCUGUGUCACAAUCCUGCAGGAACUUCAAUGAAAAAUGUCAUACAUUACGCGCAACUCGUUCGAUCAAAGCGUGCCCAAAAGUUCGACUAUGGGGCGUCUACGAACAACGAAGUCUACGGGCAGCGCAAGCCGCCCGAGUACAACCUGUCGCGGGUGACCACGGACGUGGGCCUCUUUUGGAGCAAGGGCGACCAGUUCGUGACGCCGAGGGAGGUGGACGAGCUGCGAUCUUCGCUGGGUGCCAGGGUCAAGCGGGAAGGUUACAUCGCCGACCCUUUCUACACGCACGUGCACUUUGCCAUCGGUCUGGUGAACAAGAAGUACCUAUUCAAGAACCUGCUGGAUUUCCUCGCUGGGUACCCUGUUGAACAACAACCACUGGAAAAAGACGCGGGCGCAACAACAGACGCUGUCUACACGACCCUUGAUUCCUGACUUCUGGUCAUGAA